This is a messenger RNA of Zeugodacus cucurbitae (melon fly), 2641 nucleotides long. RefSeq lists its product as uncharacterized. The coding region runs from base 421 to 1986 and encodes 521 amino acids. Lineage: Eukaryota; Metazoa; Arthropoda; Insecta; Diptera; Tephritidae. The record is from RefSeq and is a predicted model, not a curated record. The transcript is spliced from 3 exons.
AGUUCAAGUUAGUUGGGUAUUAGACGUCACAAGGCAGUUAGUUGUGCGCUGAAUUUACAUCUAGUGAAAUCCGAUGUUCCUAAUGGCAGCAAACGAUGAUGAGCAAGUGGUUGAAUCAGCAAAUGAAUAGAAAUCAACACCGACACGACAACAACACAAUGUAAUUAUAAGUGUAAUAAAAAUAAUAGAAUCUUCGGGGCAUGCGGUUGCAAGUUGAUAAAAUAUCGAACUCGUCGCCAGUUAAGGUUAUUUGUGAGUCAACUCUGAACGAAUGAUGAACUGCGUCGGUGGGCUGUUGCCAAAAGACUGUGACGGUUAGUGAAACGUCCAUGGUGUAGAAAUAAUUAAAGCGAAUUAAAGUCUGGAAAAGUGUCUGCCACAAAGAGUGAAUAGUUUCGAAGUAAGAAAAAAUAGUGAAAGAUGUUGCUGCUCGUAUUAAUCUCGUUGGCACCACUUUUCACAUUGCAAACUGAAGUGUUUUUAAACUACAACGGAUUUAAUCCGAUCGCCACCGUGCCAUCUGCAUCAGCAGCUUACAACUCUGCCUCCUCCGGUUUAACGCCAACCACAAGGCGUUUAUCAACAGCAGCAACAACAACAACAUAUGCACAGCAACAGUUGCAAUGGCCACCGGCGAUAGUGCACAACGAUUGGUAUAUUCUGCAAGCAGCCGCAAACGCUGCGGUCGCAGCCGUGACCACCCAAGCAGAUGCCACGCCCGGUAAUAGACUGCAAAAGCCACACGAAGCAAUCACGCAGGAUAAACAGCCGUACAGCACACCACACAACAACUAUGAUACACCACAUGCGGUACAGCAACAGCUGCUGCAACAAAAUCAGCUAAAUUAUUAUACUUACAACAGCAGCAACAGCGGAAAUUACCGUUCGCCGGCACAGGAUACGCGCUUCGUUGCGCCAUAUGUAUUGACGGUAAGUAAUCAACGACGCCCAUCGAUGCCUUCGGGCGAAAUGAGUAGGCGGCGCGAGCACAGCAACAACACCGCUGACAAUGCUGUCAAUAACCUCAACAACCGAAGGUAUAUCAACAAUUACUACAACAAAAGCGCAAGUCAACACAAUAAGUAUGGCGACAAUGAGCAAACUGCAACAAAUAAAGUCAACAAUGCCGCCACCAUUAUUGCGCAACCACAGCAUUCAGCGGUGCUUGGUUGGCAGGAUAUUGAAAGCAGAAACGUUGGAGAGGACAACAGCGAUGGCAAUGGCGACAGGAAUGUCGUCGACAUUGAAGAAAGCAUGGAGGUUGGAAGUGUGGAAAAUGAUAUAAAUAGUCUUGAGGGAGCGCAGUUCGAUGAAGUUUUUGUGCCACUAGGAAAUGCCUUGGACAAAAUACGAAACUUUUGCGAGGUUUUCAGACGUAUCAUAAGCGAUGACGAAGACUUUGAAAGCGACGACCUCGUUACAUUGGGGAGCAGCGCUGAGGCAUUCGCAAGCACAGCAUCCGUCACGACAGCACAGUCAGCCGCUGUAGACACAGUCAUUUCUGCUGGUGACAACGCACAGCUGUUGUUGGAAGUUCAAGGUCAACGAAGCCCUCCCACCGCUACCGCGACUACCGCUGCACAUUUAAGCACGCAACAGUCCCAACCGACGGCUGCGGCGGCAUUGGUGUGGCCAACAAUGACGGCACCAGCUACGCCGCGGUCAACUGCGGUUACAGCAUCUGCCUGGGCAACAACAAACGCAAGUUCAAACAUACUGAACUCAGCUAAAUCAUUAACGUCCACGGCGCUGGCCAUUGGUCGAGGGAAAAAGUUGAAAAAGAAAUUGAAAAAACUGAUGUUGCCAUUGUUGUUGGCAUACAAGCUGAAAUUCAUAGCAUUAGUGCCGCUGCUAAUUGGUGGCCUAACACUGUUGGUGGGCAGCACCGGCCUGGCCGGCUUCUUUUUUGCACUCUUCUUAACGGUGAUGAGUCUGAAAGGUGGCGGCAGUGUUAACAAAUCGAUUGUAAUUAAGAAAGUUUGGUAAAUGCUCAACAGCCAGAGCAAUUUUCGGCUACGUAAUCAGAGCAGGGGCACGGCACAUUAUUAGCUAAUCUUUUUUAUCGGUCAACACGAAUUGUCAUGAAUUACCGUUGCUCUUUGCACCUUGUAAGUGACAUAGAAAAUGGGCGAAGUGAAUUGCACAAUCGCUCACUUGAAAUUGGGCGCUGUUAUUGUUGUUGACCAAAAGCAAAGUCAAAGCCAUUUUUAUGUUGUAGUUAUAAAACAAUAGACAAACUGUAUAACAGCUCGCAUUAUUUUUUUCUGUUUCUGUACAACUCUCGUGAGCAUAAGUUUACAUAUAAUUUUCCUCAAUUCCCACUCGUGCCGCUGUUUAUGCAUGCAGUUGUUGCAGUGCGCGGCACGCAAAACCGGAUACAACAACUACUCCCAUUAACACCGCUAAUUUAAGUCAAUUACUUCAAAAAAAAAGAAAUAUAUUUGCAAUGAAUAAAUAUAUAGGCAAGCAGAUUUGUUAUUCAACCGUUUGAGUCCGUGUCGAGCUAGUUGGAAUGCAAGCUACGUGGAAAGCUGGUCAACAUUUUAGAGGUCACGCCGGUAACGGUUCAAAUUUUGAAUUUGAAACAACAAUUUUUUUUGCAAAUUUAAGCCCAUUUAUAAACAUAUUUUAAUUAAUUAUA